AUGUUAGAGGUCGAAGAGGAAGAAGAGGUAGUAGAUGUAGAGGUAGCCCCAGAGGCUGAGCCAGAGGCAGAGCCUGAGGAGGAACCUGAGCCAGAACCAGUGGUACAUGAGGAAGAGACCUAUGAAGAGGAAGAGGAAAAGCCAAAGUUCAGGCCCAGUGCACCAAAAAUCCCAGAAGGAGACAAAGUGGACUUUGAUGACAUCCAGAAAAAGCGACAGAAUAAGGAUCUCAUCGAGCUGCAGGCACUAAUUGAUGCCCAUUUUGAAUGCAGGAAAAAGGAGGAGGAGGAACUUAUUGCUCUUAAGGAUAGAAUUGAAAAACGUAGGGCUGAGAGAGCAGAGCAGCAGAGGUUCCGUACCGAAAAGGAUAAAGAGCGUCAAGCAAGACGUGAGGAGGAAAGACUGAGGAAAGAGGAGGCAGAUGUAAAGAAAAAGGCAGAGGAGGAUGCAAAGAAGAAAUCUGUUCUGACAAGCAUGGGUUCCAACUAUAGCAGCUAUCUGCAGAAGGCUGACCAAAAGAAGGGAAAGAAACAGACAGAGAGAGAGAAAAAAAAAAAGAUCUUGGCUGACAGACGCAAGCCUCUGAACAUUGAUCACCUGAAUGAAGACAAGCUGAGGGAUAAAGCCAAGGAGCUGUGGGACUGGAUGUACAAUCUUGAGUCUGAAAAAUUUGACCACAUUGAGAAGAUAAAGAGGCAAAAGUAUGAGGUAAUCUCACUUCGCAACCGUAUUGAUGAGCUGCAAAAGCACUCCAAGAAGGGUGCUGCUGCUCGUCGCAGAAAGUAAACUGUUGAUGGAGAACACUGUACCAUUUGAAGCAAUGGCCUGAUUUCUCAGCUUCCUCAAACCUACAUUUACAUCAAACUUACAGUUACAUUUUAACAGCUCUUCAAAUAUGAAAUGCCAUGUGAUUUUAUUAUAGCUCCUUUGGUUUAUAGCCACUGAAAAGCUUUUGUUCUGUGGUUGUAUAAUUAAAAUUGUAUCUUUU
Molecule: messenger RNA, 988 nt
Organism: Tachysurus vachellii
Lineage: Eukaryota; Metazoa; Chordata; Actinopteri; Siluriformes; Bagridae
Gene: tnnt3b
Product: troponin T type 3b (skeletal, fast)
Exons: 13
Coding region: 1-786 (261 amino acids)
Biological process (GO): sarcomere organization; muscle contraction; regulation of muscle contraction
Cellular component (GO): troponin complex
Molecular function (GO): troponin I binding; tropomyosin binding; troponin C binding
Source: RefSeq, a predicted model, not a curated record